GUCAAAGCAGUCUCGUAAGCGGUGUAGACCGCAACGCCCGUGUCGAUAAAGGAGACCUCAGAAAGUUACUGCAGGUCGAAAAUAUAAAUACGAAAAAGUUUCACGAGGUGUGACAUAAAUGUCUACAAACUGUCAAAAUCUCGUAAAUAAAUAGUCACCUGUGUCGGUUGCAAAUUGUGCAGUGUUUGUGUUUUGUCAUAAAAUUACUAUACAAGUAUACAAAAUAAAACUGCAACCGUGUUGAGGUACUACUGCAAGGUGCGCGCGCGCAUAAUUUGAAUUCAACAAGCGCAUCGUAUCACCAGUUGACGAGCAGACACCGCGGAGAGAGCCCCUGUGUUGCCGCGAACGUUUUUUUUUAAAUGGAUACGUAUUAGUGUAUCGUGUUGUGUUUGUGAUGUUAUAAGUCGUGUGUAGUUGUGUUUAUUUGUACGUGAAUUUUGACAGUUCAAUAUGCAGGGCCGGGAUAAAUUGUGUGCUAAACUCACAAGCGCAUUCCUCAGAAAGUGGUGGUUCGUGCUCGCAUCCGCCGUGGUACUGCUGUUGCUCGGUAUCGUUUGUGCCAUAUUCUUCGGCACCUGGGUCAGACUCUUCAUAGAUCAUGAACUAGUGCUUCGCCCCGGCUCGAUGACAUUCGAGUGGUGGGCGCGGCCCCCGGUGCGGCCGUUCAUCAGGGUCUACGUGUACAACGUGACCAAUGCGGAUGAGUUCCUCAACAACGGCUCCAAGCCGAUCCUCAAUGAGCUCGGGCCAUAUGUCUACUCAGAAGAAUGGGAGAAAGUGAAUAUAACGGACAACGAGAAUGGGACACUCUCGUUCAACUACCGGCGCACGUACACCUUCCAACCGGAGCUGAGCGCGGGCCCCGACGACGACGCCGUCGUUGUACCAAACAUACCAAUGCUGAGCGCCACCUCACAGUCCAAGCACGCAGCGCGGUUCUUACGUCUCGCCAUGGCAUCAAUCAUGGACAUCCUCAAGAUCAAACCCUUCGUGGAGGUAUCAGUUGGUCAGUUACUCUGGGGAUAUGAAGACCCGCUGCUCAAACUAGCCAAAGACGUCGUAUCCAAAGAACAAAAACUCCCGUAUGAAGAAUUUGGACUGUUGUAUGGGAAAAACGGUACAUCACCAGAUGUGGUGACUAUGUUCACUGGCGCAGACGACAUGGCCAACUACGGUAUAUUCCAGCGGUACAACAUGCGAGAAAGACUACCCCAUUGGACCACAGACCAAUGCAAUAGUAUAUCUGGGUCAGACGGCUCCAUAUUCCCACCGCACAUCACCAAAAAUGACACGUUGAGAGUUUACGAUAAGGAUCUGUGUCGACUACUCCCUCUUAAAUACUUAGAGGACGUGGAGACGUCUGCAGGAGUAGAGGGCUACCGUUUCACGCCGCCCGAAGACGUGUUCGCUGCGGAUGAACACAACCGCUGUUUCUGUCCGGCCGGCCCGCCCUGCGCCCCCAACGGACUGUUCAACGUAUCACUUUGCCAAUACGAUUCACCAAUAAUGCUAUCGUUCCCACACUUUUACCUGGCGGAUCCAGCGCUCCGCGAGGCUGUGGAGGGCAUUUCGCCACCUGUCCCUGAAGAUCAUAGACUCUUCAUUGACGUGCAGCCGGAGAUGGGUAUCGCGAUGCGAGCUCGGGCGAGAAUUCAGAUCAACUUGGCUGUGUCACAGGUUUUGGACAUCAAACAGGUCGCCAACUUCCCGGACAUUGUGUUUCCCAUAAUGUGGUUUGAAGAGGGCAUCGACUCGCUGCCAACGGAAGUGACGUCACUGUUGCGGCUCGCCACACGCGCCCCGCCUCUCGCGCGCGCCAUCCUCGGCUGGGGAUUGUCUGCGCUGGGGCUGCUGCUCAUACUGCUCGCUGUCACCUGCCUCAUCAGGUCGUCUCACCGUCAAAGCACACUGCGGCUAGAGGGCGCUGCGCUAGCGAGACAACCUCCCAAACAACCAUCCAAGGAUGCUCUCGAGCUCGGGAGACGGUAACCAACAGCAUCUGCCAUCCACAAACCACUCAGCUUAAGUAUUCUUUAAAAACAGUGUACAAUAACUGUCGAUUUGAAUUAUAAAAUGUGAUCACGUGAUCGUAUACUAACCUAUUAGUCGUAUUUAUUCAUUAAAAAAUGAACAUAAAUAUAAUUUUGAAGUAUAAUAUUAUGUCUUUGCGGUUAAAACUACUUUUAACAACAGAACACACUGUACCUUAAACGUUUACAUUAGCAAUUCGUAUUGCAAUUUUCGUUUACAAAUUUUAAAUUAAGAAAGUUGAGUUUUUUAAUAAAAUAACGUCAUAAAAAAAUAUAUAGUAAUCAUUUUUCUAUGAUAAUAUUUACAUGUAAAAACUAGUUCAAAAGCAGUUAUACCAAAUGUCAUAGUAAUGAAAAGAAAUCAAUUGUACUAAUUUCUUCCUAAAUCUCAUAAUAUGACAAUUUAUAAUAUAAUUUAAAAUUUAAAGUUAGUAUUACACCGCAGUCGGUUUUUUUAUAAUACCAACAAGUAAACCGAAGUUAUCUAACCUUUAUGGUAAGUGGUUUUAGGUAACAGUUUUAGAAAGAAAUGGUUGUGUGUUCUACAUUCCGUCCCAAUAGCAGAGACUGUUUUUUUUAUUGAAUUAUUCCACUUCAUUUUAUAUAUGUAUGUGUAUAUAAGUAUUUUUAUAUUACCUAUACAAAACUUAAGUAUCUGCUAUAGGUACUAUACAUUAUUUUCUUAAAGUAGGUAAUAGU
Molecule: messenger RNA, 2732 nt
Organism: Achroia grisella
Lineage: Eukaryota; Metazoa; Arthropoda; Insecta; Lepidoptera; Pyralidae
Gene: emp
Product: scavenger receptor class B member 1
Exons: 12
Coding region: 454-1992 (512 amino acids)
Cellular component (GO): lysosome; membrane; cytoplasm
Molecular function (GO): scavenger receptor activity
Source: RefSeq, a predicted model, not a curated record